UAAUUAUUUUAAGGGCGGGGUAAGGGUUUUCACUUUCGAAAAAUCGAUUUUUUUUUGUUUUAUCUUAUUGUUUAUGAGAAUAUGUCCUCAAAAUUUUAAUCCGAUCUAAGCAAUAUUCUUUAAGUUAUUGUUUAAUUAGUCUCGGGGCCUUUAACGCUCUAACUCUAACAGCUACGGGCGGUUGGGAUUGCAAUGCAGCUGCUCAGUGUGAUGGUUCAAUCGAAUUCAAGAGCUGUAAAAAAGAAGGACUUGGCUUUCAAAUCCAAGUCAAAUGUACAAAUUGUGAUCCACGCUUUAUACCGUCGAGUGAGAAAACUGGUCAUCGCUAUGAAAUCAACACUCGUUUUGCCUUUGUAAUGCGUACAUUAGGUUUGGGUUUAGCAAGCUGCAAUAAAUUUUGCGGGCUCAUGGACAUAGCAAGUAGUUUUCUAUCAAAACAAUCUUAUUUGGAUCUCAUGAAAUCUAUUUGCUGCAGCAUCGAAACGACUGCUGAGAAAUUUCUUGUCUCCGCCGCAGACAAAGAAAAACAGCUAACACGUGCAAAUUCGGAGUCAGACACUUUGACCGUUUCUGGUGACGGCACGUGGCAGAAGCAAGGCUUUAGCUCUUCCUUUGGCGUCACUUCCUUGAUUGGAUAUUGGUCUGGAAAAGUUAUCGAUAUUUUCAUUGGUACGAAGAACAUGUUGGAAAAGAUGAAUGCCAAGCAAAUCACACCGGACCAUCAGAUAAUUUCCGGCCGAGUUACAGUGAACACCGCAAGUUGUUUUUUUUUCAAGACGUCCUGGGGGAAGCUCUGUCACGGGCUAAUGGUUUAAUAUUUUUGCAUGAAAAAUUUACAGAACAUAGUCAAAACUAUGCUCAAUAAUGUAUAGAAGGUUUGAAUAAAAUUGCUCAAUCGAUAUUUGAGAUAAAAAAUCACAAAAAAAGUGUUUUUUUUUUACGCUGAAACCCUUACCCCUCC
Cotesia glomerata is the source of this 961-nucleotide messenger RNA. RefSeq lists its product as uncharacterized. The coding region runs from base 357 to 815 and encodes 152 amino acids. Lineage: Eukaryota; Metazoa; Arthropoda; Insecta; Hymenoptera; Braconidae. The transcript is spliced from 3 exons. The record is from RefSeq and is a predicted model, not a curated record.